Cinara cedri is the source of this 601-nucleotide messenger RNA. The record is from the annotation of a GenBank genome assembly. NCBI's taxonomy places the organism in Eukaryota, Metazoa, Arthropoda, Insecta, Hemiptera, Aphididae.
UUUUCACAACACCUCUCUUAUCGUGUCUACUUGUUAACUCUCUCCAUCAACAUGAGCGGACGUGGCAAAGCCGGUAAAGCCAAGGUCGGCAAGUCGAAGACAAGAUCGUCUCGUGCUGGACUCCAGUUUCCAGUCGGACGUAUUCACCGUUUAUUGAAAAAAGGAAACUACGCUGAACGUGUUGGUGCUGGUGCUCCGGUUUAUCUUGCUGCCGUCAUGGAAUACUUGGCCGCCGAAGUUUUGGAAUUGGCCGGUAACGCCGCACGUGACAACAAGAAAAGUCGUAUCAUUCCCAGGCAUUUACAGUUGGCAAUCAGAAACGACGAAGAGCUGAACAAAUUGUUGAACGGUGUAACCAUCGCCCAAGGUGGUGUGUUACCCAAUAUCCAAGCCGUUCUCUUACCCAAGAAGACUGACAAGGCAAAGACUGCUUAGGAUAUUACAAUUACUUUCCCACCCAUUAAAACGGCCCUUUUCAGGGCCACUAAAUCGUUUGACUUCGAAUGUUAUUUUUUUAAUUUUGUACAAUUAAUACUAAGUAACGUGAUUAUUUGAAGUUAAACGGAUGUUUUACUACGUAAUGCACGUUUAUCCUGCAGAG